CACCUCGCCCCACUCGAGGCAAAGGCACCCAGAGAUGGGCAGUGUGUGAAUAGUUUGCUGCUGUAUCUUCAAGCAUCUGGACCAGCUUACUUUGACCUAUCAUGGCAUCCAACAAAUUUGUCAUUAAGUGUGGGAACUUUGCUGUCCUGGUGGAUGUUCAUAUUUUGCCUCAAGGCUCCAGUAAAGACACCAGCUGGUUUUCAGAUCAUGAGAAAGAGGAGCUCUGCAAGCUGCUGGAAGAAGUUGUUGCUUCAAGAGUCCAACUCUACUUGGAAGCACGAAAACAACGUGGUCAGUGGAAAUCAGUGGAACGUGGAGCAUCUGCUCCUUUGUUUCUCACAGCCAACAGUCUCCACAUCACUGCCUACUUCAUGAAGAGAUGGGUUAAUCUCCGUUGCGCUUUAGGGAAACGUUAUCGUGAGCUGCGUGUGUUUCCAGAGAAAUUUAUAGUUUGUGUCAGUAAACUUGACUUUGAUCCAAGUGCUUGGACAGGUGAAAAUGAUGUAUUGAAAGAAGAACUUUCCAGUGGGGCAUCUGAAUAUUUUACUGAAUCUACUGAGAACAAGGAGCUUAAGAUCAGUCUGAAUGAACAAAUAAAGCAAGACAUCCUGAAAAGAAUUGUGAAAAGGACAAAACCAAGGAAGAGUAGUGCAAGCCAACCUCAAAUCAACAAGGGCUCCAAGAAAGUGUAUCUUGGCUCGGUGGACUCGCAGGCAGAGAACAGAAAGAGCGACUGUCAAACUGCUCUCAGUCCUCACUCUGAUGUGAAACGUCGCAGUCCAGGCCUGCUGAAGGACUGCACAAAUACAGCUGGGAGCAGCUUGGAGCUUCCUGUUUUAGAGCUGGAAAAUUAUGUUAAUCAGAGACAGGCAGAUGAUGUUAGCAGCCAGCAAAAACCUCACGCUCUGGAGUGGUUGGAGUCGAGUCUUUUAAGUGAGAACCCUCCUUGCAGCUCUGAGUCAGCACUGCUGGGUCCAAAACAAAGUCACAAAGUGACCAAAACACAGGCUCAACUAAAGAGCUGUGGUUCAGAGGAGAAGUUAGCAAUGCAAAAAGUGUCCUCUGAAGGGACUCCUUUAAUUUCUGUCCAUCCAGAAAUGAGUAAGUGCAAUGCUGAUUGUUUGGGUCCAUUCCUGGGGGAGAAGACCCCCCGUAAUUCCAGCUUGUUUUCUAAGCAAGACAGGGCAAAGACUGCAGCUGACAAGCAAUCAUUGACUUGGACAAAAGAACCCUCUCAGCCUCUUGCUGUGAGGAACAGUAGAGUGCAGACAAGCCAACAUGAGCCAAGCACAGCCACUGAGGGAUUGCCUGCAGUGCCAUCACCGAGUCUAGAACUGCAAGCUGUGUCUGCAGAGAAGCUUCCCCAAAAAAGAAAAAAAGAAGCUGAAAAUGGUCUCAGGAAGUUAAAACUUCGAAGGCUUAAGAAGUCAUAAAAUCUGGAGUAUUACCUUGGUGGCACAAGUGGUCACCCAAAUCUGUGUGUAAGCAAAAAGUAGGAAGCAAUUCAAAAUUAUGGAAAAUCAUAAAAAUAUGAAAUCAAAAUCAGAGAAGACAUUUUAAGAAAUUUUAGUUAACUAUGUAUGUUAGUCAUUUGGAACCAUAAUGAGGAUAAUCCUUUGAAGUCUUUACAAAUAAGAUAUUAAUAUUGCAUGAACCAGUGUCAUAUUUAUAGAAAGAAAAAUCUUAAUAUUUAACUAGCAAAAUUUUAGUUCUAGGUAUGUUUCAGUGUUAUUAGAAAGUCAUAUCAGCUGAUGACAGCAAAAUAAAACCCCUUUCCUGGUCUGUUAGCAGCUGCAGUUAUUCAGUGUUUUGCUUGUUUCUGAACACAUAGUUUAUUUUACUAAAAAUUUAUCCUUUGUGCUAGAAAGUUCAUGGUUUAUUCACAUGAUCUUUACAUCAAUAAGGCAAAUUGAGCUUAUUUCAAAUAAAUCUUUAACCAAAAUUAAUAGCUGAUAAUUUGAGGCCCACCUUUUCAGCCAGUUUUCAAAAUAACUGCAGUUUUCUGCUUGUGCAGUUUUGAUAUGAACAUUUAUUUCUAGCCCACUUUGUGGGUACAAGUGAUCAUGCAUUAAGUCUUUGGAAAAAUGAAGGUUGGGUUUAUGUAUUUAGAUUUAUAUAGUUACACCUGGGUGUGCAAACAUUGCUCUGGGGUGAAGUUCAGACAUAAACAUAUAGACAUGCAUUUAUUUUUCAAAAUCAGACCCUGUUUAAUGCAAGGACAACAUUGUGGUUUUCAUGUGUUAGUGAUACCCCAGUUAGUUCUUUCUUUAAGACAGAGGUCAUUUUUCAUUGCACGGUGCCUUUUCAUGCUGCUUUUUAAAUUUAUAUGCUAAUGAGCUAAGGAAACGUAACUUUA
Molecule: messenger RNA, 2356 nt
Organism: Manacus vitellinus (golden-collared manakin)
Lineage: Eukaryota; Metazoa; Chordata; Aves; Passeriformes; Pipridae
Gene: SLX4IP
Product: SLX4 interacting protein
Source: RefSeq, a predicted model, not a curated record